AUGCCUGAGGUGCAAAUUGAAGAGGUGCGGAGAUUUAUGGUGGAGAGCCUAGUGGCGGUGGGGGCUCCGGAGACCGAAGCUAAGUUGCAAGCUGAUCUCCUACUAUAUGCAGAUACCGUAGGACAUUUUAGUCAUGGACUGAAUAGACUUGAACUGUACGUUAACGAUAUCAAAGGAGGCCUAACAUGUCCCGAAAGGAAACCAGUUGUUUUGAAAGAGUCGGCGGCUACAGCGUGGGUGGACGGUAUGGAAACGCUCGGUGCGACGGCAGCCAACUUUUGCAUGGAUUUGGCUAUUAAGAAGGCUAAGGAGUCCGGCGUUGGAUGGGUAUCCGCAAAACGAACGAACCACUUCGGUAUGGCUGGAUACUGGGCUAUAAAGGCGGAGCGUGAAGGUCUCAUUGGCAUGGCAUUUACUAACUCUUCCCCCGUUAUGGUCCCAACAAGAUCAAAGCAGAGUGCUUGUGGCACAAACCCAAUAUCAAUGGCAGCUCCAGCGCUUGACGGAGAUUCAUUAGUCGUGGACAUGGCAACGACCGCAGUUGCUAUGGGAAAGAUCGAGGUGCAGAUUCAUAAGAACGAACCAAUUCCGGAGGGUUGGGCUCUUGGGCCCGAUGGCAAUACUACCACUGACUCACAAUUGGCAUUUAAAACAGCUAAGUUACUGCCACUAGGCGGGCUUGAAGGAACAAGUGGACACAAGGGUUUCUGCCUGAGCACAAUGAUUGAAAUGUUCUGCAGUGGCCUUUCCGGUUCAAACCCUUCAUACAAAGUUCCAUCAUGGACGUUCGAUAAGGACACUGCGCCAAAUUUAGGACAAUGUUUUGUGGCUAUAGACCCCGAGUGUUUCGCUCCAGGCUUUGCCGAGCGUGUCGCUGGCUGCCUACAGCAUUGGAGGAAUUUGGAACCAGUAGAUCCGUCGUUACCGGUACUUGCGCCAGGUGAUAAGGAACGCAAUAUCAGGCAGACAACUCUUAGUAAGGGCACCAUUAUAUACCCGCAAGGACAAAUUGACUCCUGCCAGCUUAUGGCCCAGAAAAUUGGCAUCAAACCUUUGGCCGUUAAAUAA
This is a messenger RNA of Parnassius mnemosyne (clouded apollo), 1068 nucleotides long. Lineage: Eukaryota; Metazoa; Arthropoda; Insecta; Lepidoptera; Papilionidae. The record is from the annotation of a GenBank genome assembly.